GUGAAGUAUGUUCAGGGCGAUAGCCUUCAAGGAGCCCGCAGACCAAACACAACCAGCUGGGGAGUGUUGCACUUUCUUCUGACGGCCACCACCGCAGAGACACCUUAAACCACAGUCCAAGUGCUCUGUUAUCAGCUUUCAGAGCUUUCUCUCUCUCUCCACUCAGCUCUGUGGGUGGAUUUCUGGGGUGCAAAGAACUCAAGGGGAAGCUUUUGAGGGAAGGAAAGUGAAUUUCACUUUUUGGGGGACGACAUGGCACUUCGGCAGGACUCUGAGAAGGAGCCAAGCGUUGAGUUGUUCAUUAAGGCUGGACAUGAUGGUGAGAACGUGGGGAACUGCCCCUUCUGUCAAAGGCUCUUCAUGGUUCUAUGGCUGAAAGGAGUCAAGUUUACAGUGACCACUGUUGACAUGAGGAAGAAGCCAGCUGAGCUCAAAGAACUGGCCCCCGGCACCAACCCUCCUUUCCUCCUCUACAACGGCACCCUCAAAACAGACUUUAUCAAAAUUGAGGAGUUUCUUGAACAAACACUGGCCCCUCCCAGGUAUCCUCACCUCAGCCCGCUAAACAAAGAGUCCUUUGACGUGGGUGCCGACAUUUUCGCAAAGUUCUCUGCUUUCAUCAAGAACAGUCCCAACAACACCUUCCAUGAGAAAAACCUGCUGCGCGAGUUCAAGCGUCUGGACAUCUACCUGAACUCGCCCGUCCCCGAAGAGAUCGACCUCAACUCCAGAGAAACCAUCACCGUCUCCAAGAGGAAGUUUCUGGACGGCGACCGGCUCACCUUAGCCGACUGCAACCUGCUGCCCAAACUGCACGUGAUCAGGAUCGCUUCCAAGAAGUACUGCGACUUUGACAUUCCUGCCGAGUUCACAGGCGUGUGGCGAUACCUUCAGAACGCUUAUCAGAGAGAGGAGUUCAAACAGACGUGUCCGGCCGACAUCGAGAUCGAGAAAACUUACUUCAGCGUUGCCAAGCAGAGGAAGUAAAAUGUAAUGAAUGUCCUGUGUUCACUCAUUGUAACCGGGCAUGUGAAGGUGGCGAUCGGCAGAAGCCGCUGCAAACCACAAGAAUUAACUGUGGCAAUGAAUCCGACACACUUUCACCUGACUUUUGGACACGCUGAAGCAAAAUGUUUUAUUGUUUAUCCUUUGUCACUCAGACAGUUGGUACCUUCAUGCACCGUGGAAAAGGCCAAAUGUGCAAUUCAUGUUUUUAUUUAUAUUGUAAAUAUAUAUUUUUCCAGGCUUUUUAUGAUCAAAACACCCUAAUUAAAAUCCAUAUAUGAUUUGUGUUGGUGUGAGCUGCCGAAAGCUUCACAAACUGUUCAUUUCCAUACAAAUCAUUGAAUACACUUCUGUACCUGAUAUGAUUCAAUUGUCUCACUAUCACACUAAUAAAGAACAUCAAAUGUA
Molecule: messenger RNA, 1413 nt
Organism: Pungitius pungitius (ninespine stickleback)
Lineage: Eukaryota; Metazoa; Chordata; Actinopteri; Perciformes; Gasterosteidae
Gene: clic2
Product: chloride intracellular channel 2
Exons: 6
Coding region: 253-987 (244 amino acids)
Biological process (GO): negative regulation of ryanodine-sensitive calcium-release channel activity; chloride transmembrane transport
Molecular function (GO): chloride channel activity
Source: RefSeq, a predicted model, not a curated record